UGUGCAACAAGUGGCGUGAAGCUUCGCUGAUUCGCGGCUGUAUCCCUUUGCUUUCCGUCAGCCUACGUACCGCCGUCCCUCUUCUACACCCUGCACCACAUCGCAUCGGCCGAUCUCUCCCGCUGCCCCCAAGCUGUGGGUAGGAUAUGGACAAGUGGUAGCUCGCGGGGUGAAACACAAGGGUGGAACCGCCGGGAUUUCCGUUGCACGGCAACGACGUACACUACCUGCUGUAGGCCGCAUUACGUUACACCACGCUGGAAAUGGACCGGAUGGGAACAACGUCGCCUUCGAGAGGGCAGGCAGCGUGGGCGAUGCUCCCAAGCCCGUCCACGCCAUCUGCGCGGUUCGCCCGAGACGCCAGCGCGGGUCUCAAGGCGCGGCAUUGGGUCGAGGAAGUGAUAGGGCGCCGACUCCCCGAGGGCGAUUUCGCCGCUGGCUUUAAAGAUGGCCAGGGUCUGUGCGAGUUAGUCAACACCUUUCGACCGGCUAGCAUUCCGAAGAUAGAGAGGUCAGCGUCUCCGUUCCACCAGAUGGCGAAUAUCAGCUCUUUCCUCAAGGCGUGCCGGAUGCUUGGUGUCAGCGAGCACGUGCUCUUCGAAACUCUGGACCUGUUCAACGAGAACCGGUUGCCGCAGGUCGUUCGGUGCUUGUUUUCCCUGUCAGAGCUCGUUCGCACCACCAUGCCGUCGUACCAUGGGCCAUACCUCGGCGCCCCGGACAAGCCGGAGGUGGACCCUGCCGUGCUGCAUCUCGUCGACAUCGCCAAGGGAAAUGUUGUGCCGGCUGCGGGAGUCGCGCCGGCCGGCGCAAGCGCUACCAGCAGCUGCAAGAAGGGCAGUCGGGCGGCGGCGGCGGCGGCGGCGGCGGCGGCGGGGCUUGAGCCGCUGUCCCUCCCGAAACAUGACGGCGAGGACGGAGCAACCUCGAGCAGGCGCUGCCUGUCGCCGGCAGCGUACGAGGCGGGUAAGCUUACGUACGGGGUGUACGAAGGAGGAGGAGGAGGAGGAGGAGGAGGAGGAGCGCCAGCACCCGCGAAACCGCCGAGAACACCGGGUGCGGCGAGAACGGCGCGAUUGCGAGCUGCCCGAACUCCAGGCCCGGACGAUGCCUGUGUGGUUUCGGGUGCACAAGCCGCCGGUAGAGGAACCACGGACGCGCAGCGGUGGCAAGCCCAAGAACCUGCUUCUGCUGCUGCACUCGGCGGCAAACGUAAUGGCGGGGCUGGUGCGGUGACGCGGGAGGGCAGUGAAGGCGGCGGCGGCGUUGUCGAAUACGCGGAGUCUGCGCUUUCGGUCGCCAACACCCCCAGACGUUGCAAUCCGAUGAUAAUGCCCUCGCCGAGGGCGGAGGGCGCAUCCACUCCCCGAGGAGAGGUCGGCGGCGGCGGUAGCGGCGGAAGCGGCGGUAGCGACGGUGGGGCGGUGGCGAGCGACUAUUAUGGCUUCGGACGGAGCAGCAGCUCCGUCGAGGAUCAGGCCAGGAGGAGGAGGGAAGUCACGGCGCAACAUGAUGCGGAGAUGGAAGUGGCGCUGUGGAUCGAGGGCGUUACCGGGGAGACGUUCCCGGGGAAGUUUUGGUCGAGCCUCAAGGAUGGAGUUCUGCUGUGUAACGUCUUGAACUCCAUCAAGCCAGGGCUAGUCCCACACGUGAACCCCUCUCGCGGGACCUUCCUCGAGUUGGAGAACAUCUCCGCCUUCCUGUCCGGUUGCCGGAAGGUGGGGGUCCCCGAGCACUCGCUGUUCGACACGAAGGACCUUCACGAGAAGAGGGACAUGCAGGUCGUGGUGCGCUGCUUGCACGUUCUGGGCGCGGCGGUGCAGUCGACGGUGCCGGAUUUCAGGGGGCCUUUCUUGGGCAAAAAGUCGGAGGCUCUGUCGAUCGUGAACGCUCGAGGUUUGAGGAAGCGACUGGGGAAAGGCCCCGGAGCGAGAGGCGGAAUCCACACCCUCACCGCCCACAAGGGCGGCGCCGGCGAGUACGUCGGAUCUGGCGACGUGCCGAUCGAGCAGCCCGACCCCACGGCGACCAUGACGCCCGCGGAGUCGCCCUCCGGCAAGCGGGCCUCCCGCCGGCGAGAAGCUUCGGACUCGGCGGGGGGCUCCGGCGUGGUGGCGGCGGGUACCCCCGCCUCCCCCCGCGCGAUAGCGGAGGGGCUCUCCGGCGGCGUCCUGCCCGCCGUGAUCUUGGAGGAGGAGGCGCCCGCGGGGAUGACCUCGGCGGUCGUGCGCGUCGAGCGGCAGGGCAGGCGCGGCGCGAGAGCGGCGGAGGAGGCGGGGGCUGGCAGCAGUGGGCGGCAGAACCUGGCGGGACUGUUCGCGGACGCGGCGUUGGCGGCGGAUCCUCGAGAAGGCGGGGGGCGAGGGGGGGCGGUGGCACUACGACGAACUACCAGCGGGGCGAGCGGCGUCAGCGGCAGCCAACAGCGGCGCAGCAGAGGCGCUCACAGGCAACUGCAACACCAGCAGCGCAAGGACGAGGACGGCGAGGGCGUUGUGUCCCAGGUCCAGCGGUUCGUGGAGCUGCACACUCGCCAGCCGUGGCGCGUCAGCGGGGACAUGCACGAGAGCCUGCGCGACGGCUGGCAGCUCGCGCUGCUGGCCAACGCCCUGCGGCCGGGAGCCGUACGGUGCGUGCACAACUCCAUCCAGCCCGUCAAGCACAUCCAGAACAUCGCCAGCUUCCUCAUCGCCUGCCGGCGGAUGGGGGUGGCUCGCGCCCUGCUCUUCGACAUCGAGGACCUCUACGAGAAGAGAAGCAACACCAGGGUGGCAAGGACACUGCUCGCGCUGCGGGCGCUGGCGGCCGAUCCGGACUUUGCUCUCGCGAGACCUUCCUCGCUGAUGGGCACCUCUCUGCUCGUGAACGCUGCUGCGGCUGCGGCGAAAACCGGGUUGGCGUCUGGGCCGCCGUCAGCGGCAUCGGCAGGUGGUCGCAGAUAGUGGGGGGUGCUAAAAUCGGGGGGGAAGUUUGGUAGUAAGCUGUUUACCGUCUAGCUUGGUCGCUCCCUCUGGUGUUGUUGGUCAUCCAGAUUACAACAGCCGAGUGUUCUUACCCUAUGGAGUAAAUACAUGGGGGUAGAUUUCUACAUUUUUGGAAGUAUACAUAACCUCACAGAACGACACUUGUCCGUUCGAGAUUCAUUGCAGUGUGUUUCAGUUGCGGGUAGUGUUGGGAGACAGCGCUGGGGGGGGGUCUACGUUCUUUUUUGUCCUCGACAAGGGUAGUUAGUUGUCGUACAUGGAUGCUAUUUUUUCAACCCGUAGGCUGUUUUGUUGUGUGCCAUGGGUGGGGGAGUGAUCGACCUCUCGUGAGGUUUGAUUUGAUGAGUGUUUGAUGGCGUGCAGGGGACAAUAUGUUGCUGCAUCGGGUUGGUUAAGCGGUCCAGUUUUUACACGCACCAUACGAGAAAUUUAUGCAUGUCUAGUCUUCCGAUGCACGAGCGAUUACGAUUGUUGGGUUUUUGUCUUUGCAAUAUAACUCGAGAAGUUUUAUCCGUUCGAUAACUUGUACGGCAUCGAAGCAUCAUAUAGAUGGUUCUACGCGAAGUUCUUUCUGAUACAAGCGUGGGCGGCCAAAAUCUCUGCUUUCUGUAGGGGGGGCUUGAGUGUUGUGUGUUCGCCGCAAACUCGCUGAAAGGAAUACUCUGGCUACACCGGCAAUUCUGGGCAGACAGCAGUGUGCGGUAUUCGCGGAGGAAGCAUCAAGGAGUUAUCUAGUGUUGUGUAUCUCUGGUGCUGGCAGAUUGUUUUGCUUGGUGACCGUGUGCUGCGGCGUAACGUCGUGCUGUCUCAAUUUCUGGACGGUUUGGCUUGUGCCCGGGGUGAGUCCAAGGGGUGCCGGUGCAAGAGUAUGCGGCGAACGGGCUCUCGUUGUUGCAUGUGCAGCCGACCACGUGGCAUCCACGUGGCGAUUGUACUACGUUAUGUAGCGGGAGGCCGCAACUUGUGUGCGCUUGCUUGUUCAGGCCAGAACUAUGCAUUCGUACUGAGCCGGUCGCGUGCGCUAUUCUUGUGUCCACAUCGGUAUCACAUCAGGUCUCGACAUCCUUGGUAUCAAUCCUGAUGUAUCACGAGUUCCCCCCUUUCGUUGUAUAGUAGUAACAACGGAGAGAACGCGGGGGCGCGCCCUUCUAUCUCACCAUCAUUUGCAUGCGGAUGUGUUGUAUGGUUAAGUUUGUGUUCGUUUCUGUCGGGUGCUGCUGGCUUUUGGAGGCAUGGCCUACGAAAGCGUAGAGAUUGGACGCUUGGGGGUGAAGUGAUGGAGAAAGGCCGGCAGUGUGUGCGUUGUUCACGUUUGUAUUUUUUAGUGCAUGCAGCAGCAGCGGCGGCGGCGGGGUGGGAGAGGAUGCCACACGACGUGCUACAUGGUUGCGGGCCGUUCUACUGGCGGCCAAAAUUUUCAUGCAGAAACGACUACCUGCUGCUGCUGUUGUUGUUCGUGUUUACUGUUGACUUUGUUAAGCUCACUCUGCUUGGAUGCGUUUGGGGUCUGUCCUGUCCCUACAAUAACUUUUGUGCGGGGGAGGGAGCGUGUGGAGUCUUAAAUAUUAUGAUGUAGUUAGUGGGUUUCCCUGGAGCAUGUGCUACUUUCCGACCGCCAUACCGCGUCCAGUAAAUACGAAGGGAUUGGGGGGGAUUCGUUGUGUGCAUUUUUGUGGCGCACGUAGCGGUGCGAGCUCGUCCUCUGCCUCCUCCCAGGUACAAGAGCUUGGGAGAUUGUGAGUUGCCACGUUAUGUGUGGGACGUAGACAUCGCGGUUUAGAAGACAAGAUAACAAUGACAUGACGACACAAUAAAUACAUGACUG
Ectocarpus sp. CCAP 1310/34 is the source of this 4809-nucleotide messenger RNA. Lineage: Eukaryota; Phaeophyceae; Ectocarpales; Ectocarpaceae. The record is from the annotation of a GenBank genome assembly.